AUGGACAAGGCAAAAAGGGAGCAAUUUGCAAAUAGCAUAAAUGAUUUGGUAGAUUUCGACAGCACAUACUCUGCUGCGAAAUAUGAGGAUAACGUACAUGUACUUGAGGCUAUGAGAGUAGAACUAAAUUCUCUGUGGAGCAAUGUCAAGAGAACGUACAUGGAUUGUCGGGAUCAUAUGCCAGCGACCUCAGAGGAGGCACCCAUAGACAAGACUAAGCUUCGGACACAUUAUAAGGAAGGUCGGGAAUGCUACAUGAGAGUCAUAAGCUCAUUAAACGCGGAAAUUAACGCACUCAAUGAUCAGGCUGCCCAGGAGAUGGUGGAACGAAACUCUCAGCCGCCACCAGGACCCCAAGAUAUGGAUUUCAUGCCAGUUUCAAGACUCCCUCCGUGCGAUACAGACACAUUUAAGGGAGGAUACACAGACUGGCCGACAUUUAGAGAUCUCUUCACAGCCAUAUAUAUUAAAAAUUCAAGACUAAGCAACGUUGAGAAGCUUUUUCAUCUCACUCAGAAGACUGCAGGGGAAGCAAGGGAAAUCAUCAGUCACGUUCCUCUGACUAACGACGGGUUUCUACGAGCUUGGUCAAAUUUGACUGACCGCUAUGAAAAUAAACGGAUGCAAGUCAAUGAGCAGCUAAAAAUUCUUUUCAAUCUGCCAAAUGUUAGCACAGACUCUAGCAACUCAAUUCAGAAAUUGCAACGCACAGUAAAUAGUUAUGUGACGGACACAUAUCCACUGGCGUCAAAAAUUAUACGAGAACAUCUGUAUGUUGACGACGUAUUAGCCGGGGCCCACACACUCGAAGAAGCCAUUGCAUCUAGAAAAGAGUUAAUCGUUGCUUUGGAAUCGGCUGGAUUUAAACUCAUGAAAUGGACGUCGAAUAAUCACAAAGUCAUUCAGGAUCUACCGGCAGAACAACUGCUUCCCGUAAAUUGGCUGGAGCUAUCUGAAGACUCCUCAACAAAGACCCUUGGCAUAAGAUGGCAUAUUUCUGGGGAUUACUUCACUCUUACUCAACCUUCACGAGAAUUUAGACAAUCUUACACAAAAAGAGAAGUUCUAUCGGCAAUAGCGAAACUGUUUGACCCCUGCGGGUGGUUGGCCCCAAUUGUUGUCGUAGCUAAGCUGGUUAUGCAGCAAGUAUGGCUAGACAAAAUCGACUGGGAUGACGCGCUUAAGUCAAUAACUCUGAUAAAUUGGCAGAACUUUGUUAAAAACUCAGAGGCUAUAGAAUCGGUUAAGAUUCCAAGGUGGAUACGUUUCACACCUGGAUCCAAGGUCGAGGUACACGGUUUCUGUGAUGCUUCGGAGAGCGCAUAUGGAGCCGCCUUAUAUAUAAGGGUGGAGCAUGACAACCACCAAACCGACACCUUUCUCUUAGCCGCAAAGACCCGCGUGGCCCCGAUCAAAAAGAUUUCUUUGCCGAGACUCGAACUAUGUGGAGCAGUACUGCUCUCGAAGUUAGCUUCAGCAACCAUAACAAACCUUCAGAUUUCGAAAUUUACGACACAAUUUUGGACAGAUUCCACAAUUGUUUUAUCGUGGCUUAGGAAACCGCCGUGCGCUUGGAGCACAUUCGUGGGAAACCGCGUUUCAGAAAUUCUGGAAAAUGUUGGCAAUGAGAACUGGCGCCAUGUAGACUCUGAGAGUAACCCUGCGGAUAUUGCGAGUAGAGGCUGCACACCUUCCGACUUGCAAGACCAUAGUUUAUGGUGGCACGGUCCGCAGUGGUUGAUUUUGCCUAAAGAUCGGUGGCCAGCCUUUCAAGUUCCUGAAGACACAAACCUGGAAGAGAAGACGGUUAAAGUCUUGGCUACAUCAUCCUUUGAAGACCCAUUAAUUAGAUUUUCAUCAUUGUCUCGUGCAUACAGGGUGAUAGCCUACACUUUGCGUAUUUGGCGAAAUACGGGUUCUAAUCGAUCACAUCUUAGGGUUUCAUCUUUGGAGAUUACAGCUGAGGAAAUUCAGGAUGCAAAACGCCGUCUACUCAUUAUGACUCAACAGAACUAUUUCUCACCCGAAUAUCAUGAUUUACGACAAAACACUAGAAUUUCCUCCAGCAGUAGCCUUCUGACCCUAAACCCAUUCAUAGACUCUAAUGGAUUAAUGCGGGCUAAUGGGCGCCUUGUACAGUCUCCCGUUUUAACGUACGAUGAGAGACACCCUAUUCUUUUACCAUAUGAAGCCAGACUCACACAGCUUUUAGUAGAGUUCACUCAUCGAAUAACUCUUCACGGAGGAAACCAACUUAUGACCCGAGUUUUGCGAUCUGAAUUCUGGAUAUUCAGAUUAAAGCCUUUGGUAAAAAAGGUUAUCCAUAACUGCAAAACUUGUAUUUUGUAUCGAAAACAUUCGCAGUCUCAGAUCAUGGCUUCCUUGCCACCUGAGCGAACUACACUGUCUAGACCCUUCAAUAACACUGGGGUUGAUUUCGCAGGACCCUUCAAUAUAAAGAACUAUUCGGGACGUGCAUGCGUUAUAACGAAAGGUUACAUUUGUAUUUUCGUCUGUUUUGCUACCAAGGCCGUUCACUUGGAAGCUACAAGUGACUUGUCCUCACAAUCUUUUCUAGCCGCAUUUUCACGAUUUAUAGGCCGACGGGGCUGCCCUUCAUGUAUAUACUCCGACAAUGGGAAGAAUUUCGUGGGAGCCUCAGACAUUUUGAAAAAAGAUCGCCUUGAGCUUUUUAAGACUCUUCCGAAUCAAGUCUCACAGCUAAACGCAUAUCAAAAUCUUACGUGGAGGUUCAUACCUCCGGGCGCCCCUCAUAUGGGUGGCCUGUGGGAGGCGGGAGUCAAAUCUCUCAAAACCCACCUUCGUAAACUUAUUCCAAAGAUGAAUUUUACAUUUGAGGAACUUUCUACAAUAUUAGCUCGUAUAGAAGCUUGUUUGAAUUCACGACCCUUGAGUGCAGCUAGUGACGACCCCAACGACUUUUCACCGCUUACUCCUGGUCACUUUCUUAUCGGAACACCCAUUCUUGCGCCAGCUGAGCCCAACGUCUCUGACCAAGACUUGACCCUUGCAAAUAGAUGGAAACGGCUCAAGAUUGUUUCUCAACAUUUUUGCAUGCGCUGGAAGUCAGAAUACCUUAAAGAACUUCACCGUAGAACAAAAUGGAAAUACCAGCAGGACAAUCUUAGAGAAAAUGACUUAGUCGUUAUCAGGGACGAUAGGUUUCCUCCCACUGAAUGGGUUAUGGGCCGCGUUGAAAAAACUUAUCCAGGAACCGACCAAAAUACACGAGUCGUCGACGUUAGAACCCCUCACGGUACCCUGAGUAGACCCAUAACUAAACUGGUCAAACUUUUUUCCGCCUGA
Molecule: messenger RNA, 3327 nt
Organism: Stomoxys calcitrans (stable fly)
Lineage: Eukaryota; Metazoa; Arthropoda; Insecta; Diptera; Muscidae
Exons: 2
Coding region: 1-3327 (1108 amino acids)
Biological process (GO): DNA integration
Molecular function (GO): nucleic acid binding
Source: RefSeq, a predicted model, not a curated record